CUUUCAUUUUCACUUGUUUCUCCUUCUUCCUUUGGUUUCUCUAUCCUUGUGUGUGUGUGUGUGUCGGUGAUCAGAUCUCUUCUCCUUUUCUCCUGCCGACGAAAACUUGCGUUUAAAGCAAUGCUGUUCGCACUCACCUUUCAGCCACAAUUGCUCGGUUUAGCUUAAGCUGGGUUUUGUUUCGGUUUUCGUGGGUUUGGUGAGAGAGAGAGAGAGAGAGAGAGAGAGAGAGAGAGAGAGAGAGAUAGAGAGAGAGAGAUAGAGAGAGAGGGUUUUAUUCGGUUGUGGCGGAGGAGAGGUGAAUGAGAAAUUCGCCUGCGAUUCUGUCUCUGUCGGUGAAUUAUUGCCGGAGCAGAAGCAGGUGGGAUUCUAGCCUCGCGAUUUGGAGCAGUGGUCGAUGGGGCCAAUGCGGCUGAUCUGAUUCUUCUCUCCGAUUUCGAUUUCCCCUAAAUUCAGAUCGAUCCUGAUUUCCACGGAAAUUCAAUUUUCCAGGAAUUUUGUUUUUCUUUUUCAAUUCCACCGGUUAAGUCGUCUCGUCGAUAAUCCAAGGAUGAACACGAUGCAGCAAGAUCAUCGUAAGAAGAACAACCUGGAGAUGGAGUUCUUUUCUGACUAUGGCGAUGCCAACAGAUUUAAAAUUCAAGAGAUAAUUGGAAAAGGCAGCUAUGGAGUUGUUUGCUCGGCCAUAGAUACCCUUACGGGUGAGAAAGUUGCGAUAAAGAAGAUUCAUGAUAUUUUUGAACAUAUUUCUGAUGCUGCAAGGAUACUGCGCGAGAUAAAACUGCUCCGGCUCUUAAGGCAUCCAGAUAUUGUUGAAAUUAAGCACAUUAUGCUUCCUCCUUCACGAAGAGAAUUCAAAGAUAUUUAUGUUGUGUUUGAGCUCAUGGAAUCGGAUCUUCAUCAAGUUAUUAAAGCCAAUGAUGAUUUGACUAGAGAGCAUUACCAAUUUUUCCUGUAUCAGUUAUUGCGUGCACUGAAGUACAUUCACACAGCUAACGUCUACCACCGAGACCUGAAACCAAAGAACAUAUUGGCAAAUGCAAACUGUAAACUUAAGAUUUGUGAUUUCGGAUUGGCAAGGGUUGCAUUCAAUGAUACUCCCACAACAAUCUUCUGGACUGACUAUGUUGCUACAAGAUGGUACAGAGCUCCAGAGCUUUGUGGAUCUUUUUACUCUAAGUAUACACCCGCAAUUGACAUCUGGAGUAUAGGCUGCAUUUUUGCGGAAGUAUUGAUGGGAAAACCACUUUUCCCUGGGAAGAAUGUGGUCAACCAGCUGGAUCUUAUGACUGAUCUGCUAGGGACACCUUCCCUGGACACCAUCUCCCGUGUAAGGAAUGAGAAGGCAAGGAGGUACUUAACAAGCAUGAGGAAAAAGCCACCCAUUCCGUUUGCUCAGAAGUUUCCAAACGCAGAUCCUUUGUCUUUGAAGUUGCUGGAGAGGCUUCUUGCUUUUGAUCCAAAAGACCGCCCAACUGCUGAAGAGGCACUUGCCGAUCCAUAUUUCAAGGGAUUGGCAAAAGUGGAAAGGGAACCUUCAUGUCAACCCAUCACGAAGAUGGAAUUUGAGUUUGAAAGAAGAAAAGUCACUAAAGAGGAUAUCAGAGAGCUAAUAUCAAGGGAGAUACUUGAGUACCAUCCUCAGCUGCUAAAAGAUCACAUGAACGGGGCCGAUAAAGCCAGUUUCCUCUACCCAAGUGCUGUUGAUCAAUUUAGGAGACAGUUUGCGCAUCUUGAGGAAAACAGCGGGAAAACCGGCCCUGUGGCACCUCUAGAAAGGAAACAUGCCUCUCUUCCCAGAUCAACAGUUAUACACUCAACCGCAGUUGCACGAGGAGGACCACCAAAUUUUUCGAGCCUUGAAACUAGUCAAAACGUUCCUCUUAACCAUCAUGCAUCAUUGCAAGCACCGCAAAGAAACUUCUCAGCCGCCAAACCAAGCACGUUUAUGGGCCCGGUGGCACCUUUCGACAAUGGCAGAAUUAGCAGAGAUGCAUAUGACCCGAGAUCAUUCAUCCGCAGCACUACUCUUCCCUUUCCACAACAGUCUGCGACAACAGUGAAUCAACAAGAGAGGAGACCAACCAUGGAGUCUGAGAAGCAGGCAAGACAAAUAUCUCAGUGUAAUAGAUACGCACCAGACGUAGCUAUCAACAUAGAUAACAACCCGUUUAUCAUGGCUCGAACCGGAAUGACCAAAGCUGAAAACAUCAGUGACCGGAUCAUAAUCGAUACAAAUCUCUUACAGGCGACCGCAGGAAUAGGAGUUGCAGCGGCGGCUGCAGCAGCUGCUCCUGGUGGUUCUGCUCACCGGAAAGUUGGAGCUGUUCGUUACGGUAUGUCAAAGAUGUACUAGUCUCCACCUAAUGCGAGGAUUUGAUCACACAGAACAUCGUAUGUUUCAGCUUUUGUGAUAUAAAAGAAAAUUGUCUUUGACACAACGUUAUUAUCAAAGAAAAAUUGGUUUUCUUUAUCAAUGUUGAUCCGUCAUUUGUUUUUGCUUUUUUAUUUGUACUUUAUAUUCUCGACAGAUAAAUAAAUAGAUGUUAUAUUC
Molecule: messenger RNA, 2554 nt
Organism: Eutrema salsugineum
Lineage: Eukaryota; Viridiplantae; Streptophyta; Magnoliopsida; Brassicales; Brassicaceae
Product: mitogen-activated protein kinase 20
Exons: 10
Coding region: 551-2356 (601 amino acids)
Biological process (GO): intracellular signal transduction; protein phosphorylation
Cellular component (GO): cytoplasm; nucleus
Molecular function (GO): MAP kinase activity; ATP binding
Source: RefSeq, a predicted model, not a curated record